This is a messenger RNA of Naegleria lovaniensis, 1275 nucleotides long. RefSeq lists its product as uncharacterized. The transcript is spliced from 3 exons. Gene Ontology annotation, molecular function: calcium ion binding. The coding region runs from base 1 to 1275 and encodes 424 amino acids. The record is from RefSeq and is a predicted model, not a curated record. NCBI's taxonomy places the organism in Eukaryota, Heterolobosea, Eutetramitea, Acrasida, Naegleriidae.
AUGACAACCCAGCAUAUUGGUGUUGAUUUAUCUUCUUCCGAGCUCUCCAGAACAAAUUCUGUUGCUACUCGUUCUUCCUCUAUUCUUCAAAACACCAUAACCACCUCUUCGGCUCCUCUCCUCACCGAUGAUAUCAUUGAAAUUAAAAUCAUCAAAGCAAAUUCUCUUCCUGUGGCCGACCUCAACGGAUUCUCGGAUCCCUACUGUGAGGUUUAUGUGGAUGACGUUUCUUUAUCUCAUCAACAACAACAACAACAGCAUAAUGAUACUGAACAACCGCAACAACAACUGAACGCUUCCGAAAAAUUGAGAUCAUCUUCUUUUCAUUCAUCGGUUGUGGGAAACCACAAUCAUGGAUCCACUUUGGAUGAAUCAACCAAUGAUAGCGUCCAUCCGGGUUGUCUUUUCAAAACCAAUGUGAUUAAGAAAAAUUUAGAUCCAUCGUGGAAUGAAACCUUUACGCUGAAUCCUCUCAAAGAUUACACGAACCAAAUCAAGAUUAAAUUUGUCGUCAUGGACUGGGAUCGAUUUUCAAAGGAUUUUCUCGGAUCAGCCUCUCUGGUCAUUACGAACAAAUAUGUAGCAAAUACGGAACAUGUGGUAGAUUUAAAAUUGGAAAAUAGUGAAAACAAGGGAACUCUGACAGUUUCAUUCAAAAUUAAUCGUUCACGAGAGAAUAUUAAGGUUGCCCGAUUGAGAGAUGGAAUGGUCAACCAAGCUCAGCAAUUUAAGGGUUUUAACUUGUCUUGCUUGUCGUCGAGUAAUGAUAAGAAUCGUAUUGUUUCAGUUUCAAUUCCAAUAUUGCAAUACCAAAUUAUUCAGCAUGAUGGUCCAUUGCUGCAAAUUGAGACAGCCUUUAGCGCCCUCAGCAACGCAGCCAACGCAUCCCAGAACAAGUUACAAACGGUACCCGAUUCAUUCAUUAUUCAAUUGCAUGAUAUUCAUGGAAAUUAUGAACAUGAAAAGAAUACAUUUAUUGAGAAUGAAAUUGGAAAAUUACAAAAAGCAUCUUCAAAGUUUCAGGUCAUUGAAAAGAACGUGGACGUUACAACAAGUUUUGGGAAAAUUUUUGGGGGAGUAAACCUCGGUGAGAGUGAAAUUCAAGCAGUUCAUACUUUUAUGUAUCAAAUCAAUGAUGAUAUGGUACAUGUGACCUCUGUGCAGUUUCAUGUACAUUUUUUGAUCACUGUUAUUUAUUCUUCACGACAAUAUGACAUGAGUACGGAGAGAGAGUUACAAAUACAGUACAUGCUAACCAACAUGAAACUAUUGUAG